Messenger RNA from Acinonyx jubatus (cheetah), 5894 nucleotides. RefSeq names its product adducin 3 (gene ADD3). The transcript has 15 exons. The record is from RefSeq and is a predicted model, not a curated record. Gene Ontology annotation, cellular component: plasma membrane; cytoskeleton; postsynaptic density. Lineage: Eukaryota; Metazoa; Chordata; Mammalia; Carnivora; Felidae. The coding region runs from base 1828 to 3948 and encodes 706 amino acids. Gene Ontology annotation, biological process: barbed-end actin filament capping. Gene Ontology annotation, molecular function: actin filament binding.
GAUUUCAUUUUGUCUUUUCAACUCUGUGUGAUCUUGUGCGCAUUCCUGACAUGUUACAAACAGCUUGUGUCUCUGAAUGUGCAGUAUUAAUUUUCAGUGGUGAAAGCCCCAAAAGGAAACAGACUGAUUCUUCCAUGCACAAACAGCUGGGCAGUUGUGGAUGGAAUUAAUUGCUGAUAUACAUUGGCUGUGUUUUUCUUCUCUUGUCAUUUCCUUUGCAGCUGUGAAAGUGAAGUUUGACUUGAAAACAGACAUUUCCAGCAGUGCAAAUCCAAAAAAUAUCAAAAUGGGAUUCUUUAAAUAUAAUAUCUGCUACCUGGGAGUUCAGUUUGGGGGUGAGAUGGAAAAGAGCAAAGGAUGGCAGGCCGUUCAUAAAUACAUACAUGGUUGAAAAAUAGCUCAAUCACAUGGACUAUGAGAAGUAUUUUUGAAUGGAUUUAUUUAUUUUAUGGCAAGAGCAACCUCAUAAUCCAACAAAAAGCUAGAUCAGUCAGCAAGCACCCCCUUCCUAGGAUCCUGAAAGAGAGUGUUCUAGGCCAUCUCUGAAAACAUCAGGGGAAAAAAAAGAAAAUAUCAAAAUGUUCAGUACUCCAGACUGGUUUAUUGUUCCACUGUGAAAAAGUAGCAAUUGGCAAGGGUAAUGUGACAACAUGUAUCAUUAAAAAUAAUAUUUUCCUGGUCUUAUCCAAAAGCCUUUUCAUUGUUUUAAAUUCAGUGUAAAUGAUUAUAUAGCUUAUUUUUUUGCAUAUAUGAAAAUUUUACUGAAAAAGAAAAAAAAUUUUUUAUUCCAUGAGUUACAGGAGUUCAAUUAAAAGUUACUGUUGGUUGUAUGUCUGCAAGUACACAUAUAGGAGUAGUAUUGAUUAAAAUCACUUUGAACUAUAAGGAGAUGUUUGGUAACAGUUUCAAGAACUGAUACAUUAUUUUCAACACUAAGUUUCUAGGCAGUAUGUGUACAUCUUACAGGAUAUCUUAUUUGGCAAUCAGAAAAAAUCAAAACUCUUAUGAAAUUAUUUGCAGAAGUAGGUGAUGACAAAAUAUAUAUAAGUUUGGUAUGUAAAUUCGUGAUUUUCACCAAAAUAAUUCUUCCUUUUAUGUAUUUUAAUAUUCUACCAAAGCAAGUUUAUAAAUCGAAUCCCUUAUUUUUUAAGGCAACUCUUGCUAGUUAGUGGAUAAGAAAAUGCUUUUAUUCUUUCUGCAUUGCCAGGAGAACUAGACCCUUGACAGAGAAGGGUGGGUCAUGCUUUUAUGUUCCCGAUGGGGCCCCCUGUUUGGGCCAACUAGGCCAAAAGUAAAGUUCUAGAGUGAGCUGUGUUGCCAACACCUUGAGAUAUGCAGAAGCUUCUAUUGCUAAACUUAGAAGCUGGCAUAGUUGGACUUCCUCUGUAGUAGUCAGUUCCCUUCCUCCUCGCAUUCUGCUGGCUGAGCUGCGUGAUCUACCUUGCAUUUUAUCUUCACUUUCUUCCCCAAGAAGAAAUGAGCCCCUAUUUUAUUUCAUGGCAGGAAGGCUGAUCUACAACAUGAACUUUUUCCCCAUUUCUUGGAGGAUCAUCAGCCAAUUAGUUUUGAUUCUGAGGCCCUGAAAAAUGGGGCAGCAGUAGGAGUGUGCAACGUGCUGUCACUGAAGUCGGCUUGGGUGUGUUGUUUCCCCCAGAGUGGGCUCCACCCUUGCCCUAACCGCACCUGAGUGUGGAUAUCUCACUGUUUAAAAAACAAGGUUCAUUUUUAGGGCAGCAUUGCUUCAGAAUUGCCACACAAAAACCAGCUUAAGAAAUGUACAGCAACUUCAAAUUGUUUUGUAACAAAGGGAGUCCUUCGACUUGAAGCAUGAGUUCAGAUGCCAGCCAAGGUGUGGUCACUACUCCUCCUCCCCCCAGCAUGCCUCACAAAGAGAGAUAUUUUGACCGCAUCAAUGAGAAUGACCCAGAAUACAUUCGGGAGAGGAACAUGUCUCCUGAUCUACGGCAAGACUUCAACAUGAUGGAGCAGAGGAAACGAGUUACUCAGAUCUUGCAAAGUCCUGCCUUUCGGGAAGAUCUGGAAUGCCUUAUCCAAGAACAGAUGAAGAAAGGCCACAACCCAACUGGAUUGCUGGCAUUACAGCAGAUCGCAGAUUACAUCACGACCAAUUCUUUCUCGGGCUUUACUUCACCACCUCUCAGUCUCGGCAUGGUCACACCUAUCAAUGACCUCCCUGGGGCAGAUACAUCCUCCUACGUGAAGGGAGAGAAACUUACUCGCUGUAAGCUUGCCAGCCUGUAUAGACUCGUGGACUUGUUUGGAUGGGCACACCUGGCAAAUACCUAUAUCUCCGUAAGAAUAAGUAAGGAGCAAGACCACAUAAUAAUAAUUCCUAGAGGCCUGUCUUUUUCUGAAGCCACAGCCUCCAAUUUGGUGAAAGUCAAUAUCAUAGGAGAAGUGGUUGAUCAGGGAAGUACUAACUUGAAAAUUGACCACACAGGCUUCAGUCCCCAUGCUGCGAUCUAUUCAACACGUCCUGAUGUUAAGUGUGUGAUACACAUCCAUACCCUGGCAACAGCAGCUGUAUCCUCCAUGAAGUGUGGGAUCCUUCCAAUUUCUCAAGAGUCCCUCUUCCUGGGAGAUGUCGCCUAUUAUGACUACCAAGGGUCACUUGAUGAACAGGAGGAGAGAAUUCAACUACAGAAAGUUCUGGGGCCAAGUUGUAAGGUGCUGGUACUCAGAAAUCAUGGUGUGGUAGCCCUUGGAGAAACGAUUGAGGAGGCUUUUCAUUAUAUAUUUAAUGUGCAGAUAGCCUGUGAGAUUCAGGUGCAGGCAUUAGCAGGGGCAGGUGGAGUAGACAAUCUGCUUGUGCUGGAUCUUCAGAAGUAUAAAUCUUUCACUCAUGCUAUAGCAACAGCUGGAGGAGGAGGAGUGAAUAUGGGCUCCCAUCAAAAAUGGAAGGUUGGCGAGAUUGAGUUUGAAGGGCUGAUGAGGACUCUGGAUAAUUUGGGGUAUAGAACAGGCUAUGCUUAUAGGCAUCCUCUCAUUCGAGAGAAGCCUAGGCACAAGAGUGACGUGGAAAUCCCAGCAACUGUGACCGCUUUUUCCUUUGAGGAUGACACAGUGCCACUCUCUCCUCUCAAAUACAUGGCACAGAGACAGCAGCGUGAAAAAACAAGAUGGCUGAACUCACCAAAUACUUACAUGAAAGUGAAUGUGCCUGAGGAGUCUCGGAAUGGGGAAACCAGUCCCAGGACCAAAAUCACAUGGUUGAGAGCAGAGGACUCUUCUAAAGUUAGUAGUGGAACACCUAUCAAAAUUGAAGAUCCAAAUCAAUUUGUUCCUUUAAACACAAACCCAAAUGAGGUACUAGAAAAGAGAAAUAAGAUUCGAGAACAAAACCGGUAUGACUUGAAAACAGCUGGACCACAGUCGCAGUUGCUUGCUGGAAUUGUUGUGGACAAGCCCCCUUCUACCAUGCAAUUUGAAGAUGACGAUCAGGCCCCACCAGCUCCUCCCAACCCCUUCAGUCAUCUCACAGAAGGCGAGCUUGAAGAGUAUAAGAAGACAAUCGAGCGUAAACAGCAAGGCCUGGAAGAUGCUGAGCAGGAAUUACUCUCAGAUGACGCUUCAUCUGUUUCACAAAUUCAGUCUCAAACUCAGUCACCGCAAAAUAUCCCUGAAAAAUUAGAAGAAAACCAUGAGCUAUUUUCCAAGAGCUUCAUCUCCAUGGAGGUGCCCGUCAUGGUGGUGAAUGGCAAGGAUGAUAUGCAUGAUGUUGAAGAUGAGCUUGCGAAGCGAGUGAGUAGAUUAACCACAAGCACGACCAUAGAGAACAUCGAGAUUACCAUUAAGUCUCCAGAAAAAAUUGAAGAAGUCCUGUCACCUGAAGGCUCCCCUUCAAAAUCGCCAUCCAAGAAAAAGAAGAAAUUCCGUACUCCUUCUUUUCUGAAAAAGAACAAAAAAAAGGAGAAAGUUGAAGCCUAACUUAACUCUUUUUAUAAUUAUUAUUAUUACAAUGUGACAUUGCACAUUUAAAUACCACACUUAAGUUGAUAAUUAAUAUGCAGUGGUAGAGAAGACUGGGGGUAUGUAGCAAACUGGACUUUAAGAACUGGAAAGGGAUUUUACUAAAAGAAAAACAUAUUAUGAAAAGAACUUCAAAUUCAUCUCUCAUUUUGUAUGUCCAAAAAAGGUUUUGAAUUUUUGAAUAAUUGCUAGUUUUAGUUAGCUCUGCCCUCAUGAAGUAUUACUAUAAUUCACCACAAACAGAUAUCUGUCUGAAUUACUUCAGGCCUUCUCCAUAAUAUCUGUUGGAAACGAAAUACCAGUGCACAAGCGAGAGAAUUUUUAUUUCUCAACACCUGCUUCACUGGGUAAUCAGAUUAUAAUUUUUUACCACGAUUAUUGACCGUACCUUUUGGGUUCCCAUUGUUUCAGUGGGCAUUAACAGAACGCUUUAAAAGCUUCUAAGAAUCUAUAGCAUUAGUAUACACUGGCACAGAAUUUUUUUAAAAAAAAAGUUUAAGAAAAGAUUCAUCUGGAAUUUUAUUCAUAGUAUAAAACUUCCUCACCUGAAGUAACUUUCUUUGCCAAAAAAAAAAAAAUCAUUUUAGUAAACUAUAAUUUUUGAAAACUUCCUUUUUUAUUAGUUGAGAAAGCCCCUUAUUUUUCAACAAAGGGGAUUUUGUACACGUACAUGGGUUAUUUAGUUUAACUCUGGCAAAAACGAUUUUUGUAUGUUGAGAUGUUUGUAUACCAUUCAAUAUAAAAGCAUCAUAAGCAUAUUAGCCAAUCAUAUAACAGUAGAGCAUAUUUGAAGCUGCUUCGUACUAAGUAUGCUUAAAUCUAAUUCAAGAAUCCAGGCACUUGGUAUCUAAAGGAGAUUAAAGCAUUUCAAGGUAUAACUAGAUUCACAUUUGAACCUUAUAAUGUAUUUUUCUCUUAGUAUUGCUAAUGAAUGAAGAUGGUCUCAUGAGGGAAACAAAUGAAAAGGAAGAGAGAAAGUGAAAAAUGAAGGGAACAAAAGCGGUGUCAUGCCAAGAAUUCUAGUUUGAUGAAGACCCACAGUCACGAUAGGAUUUGAAGCAUAGGUUUAUUUGGAACGUGUCCCAGAUUUCUAAAAUUCUGCUUCUCUGCCAAAAUCAUCGUGUUUCUUGGUUUCCUUUUAACUUCUGUAUCUUUAGAAGCAGCACUAGAAGAAAUCAGUGGGUCUGAUCCCCCAACGAGAAAACCUACCACUUCUUGAUUUUUACAAAAUUUUCUCACCUUAUUUCAGUUAACUUUCUUUCUAAUGUAAAUACAAAUUUAAACCUAGACUUAAUAUAGUUUUCUCCCCUUCACCGAAGUGAUGUCACAAAUCAAUGUAAAAUCGAUGAUCCGAAAUGGUCAGUGGGUGAAAAUAAUCCAAAGUGUUUCUGGAGGAUGAGUUGGCGUGUCAAAAUCACAUUACACAUGACAGUGCGUUCUGGAGCAGCUGGUUCUGUUUGGCCGUAUGUGUACGAUGAUGCAAAGCUGAAACGGAGCCUGGAAAUUUCAUUCUGGAUCUCACUAACUACUGGAAUCAGUGUUUUAAUCUCUUAGCAGAAACUUUCAGUUGCUUACUUCUGUAUUUGAGGAUUUUUUUUUUUAUGUUCUACAUCAUUUAUGUUGUAUUACAACGUAUGUAGAAACAGUAACCUGUGAACUAUGCUUUUCCAUAACUUUUUAAAUAUAUAUAUAUCUUAAAUGAAUGCAAUGUGCAUAAAUAUUUUUUAAACGCAACAGUGAACUAUUUGCACCUUUUGCUAAUGCCUCUAUUUACUUGCUUUGGCAUAAAGAAUGAGCCAAUGAACCUCUGUGUCCUGUGGAAAAUGUAUAAAUGUUAUCUGAUAUUGCUCUUAGAUGUAAUGCUAAUUAAUGUUAAAUCACAAAUAAACAGUAUUUUAAAUAGA